AUGAUUUCGUACUCGAGAAAUUUAUUCACUGGGCCAAUUCUUUCGCAUUUGGAAGGUGACAAAUUGUUACUGCCACCAUUUGUUCUUGAAGAAAUAUUACGUGCAGGAAGUGGUAGUAAAAGUAAUGGUUUUGCAAUUGCAACUCACGACAGAGACGAUAGCGAUUUUUCAAAUACCCAUCUACCAUAUCCAAUCGUUUUCCAAAUUUUUAAUCCAAAAACGCGUUUAAUAACUCAUGGUGGUGUUAAAGAGUUUAAUUCGGCAGAUGAAAAAGCUUAUUUACCAUCAUGGAUGUAUGAUUCGCUUUCACUUAAAGAAGGUGAAGAAGUAACUAUUAGACUUAAGGAAUUGCCAAAAGGAACUUGGGCACGGUUUCGCCCCAUGACUAUGGAUUAUAAAGAUAUAAUGGAUUAUAGGGCUGCAUUUGAAGCAUAUUUAAGAUCAUAUUAUACAACAUUGACCACAGGAGAAAUACUUACUAUAAAGCAAGCAGAUAAUUCAUAUCAGUUUUUGGUCGAUUCUUUAAAACCAGAAGACGCAGUUCAAAUAGUUGAUACAGAUUUAGAAGUAGAUAUAAUACCAUUUAUAGAAGAUUUACAAAAAUUAGAUAACAAGAAAAAGAAAUCAAUAGAAAAAGAAAUAACGGCUAUUGGUAAAACUUAUGGCGGAAACGUAUCUUCACAAGAUUACGAAUAUUGGUUUUUAAAUUUAAAUGAUAGAUCAUAUGGAUUAAAUAUAGAAUUAAGAUAUAAUGAUGGUGAUGCAGAUCUUAUCGUGUCUAAUGAACGAAAUCCAAAGAUAAAUGAUCAUUUAUGUGAUAAAUUAUAUAUAGGAGUUUAUGGAUUUAGUGAUUCUACAACAUCGUAUGAAUUAAUGUAUGGUGAUCUUUUAGAAAAAGAUAAGCAUGAGCUUAUAUUUCACACUCUACGCAAAUGUUCAUGUAAAUAUGAGUCAGAAUCACUUCAAGAUCUAGCAAGACAUAAAAGAACCACGUGUCCAGAUCGAUUGAUUACAUGUAAAUUUUGUCGCAACCUGGUGAAACAAGAUGAACCGUCGACCAACCCACAAGAUCUGCUUGAGGGAUUGACAAUACACGAGUCAUAUUGUGGCGCCCGGACGAUUAAAUGUGUGAAAUGCGAAGAAUCGGUCACAUUGAGAAAUGUGAGAGCUCAUGCUAAUAUGCAUGAGAUUGAGAAACAAAAUCGAAAGUUGCCGAAACUUUGUCGAAAUGAAAAUUGUAUAAAACCAGCAGCCAAUAACAUUCUUAAGUUGUGUUCAACAUGUUUCGGACCUUUUUGGUCUCCAACUGCAGACCCGACUGGUAGAAUGUUGUAUACUAGACUUGGUAGAAAAUAUUAUCAACAAUUGACAGUUGGUUGUGGGAACAGUUGGUGCACAAACAUGUAUUGUGCAACGGGUAAUUCAAUUAAAAAAGAUCCAAACACAGCCGCAUCAACAAUCUUACCACAUCUUCAACAAAUUCAAUUAUCACAAACGACACCAAUUUAUUUAUGUGUUGAUGAAUUAACAACUCGUAGACGUUUCCUUGCUGACAUUUUGUAUAAAGGUAAAGAUUUAGCAAAUGGAGAUGGUGGCGGAGAAUAUUAUGAAAAGUAUCCAAUUGAGUUUUGUGUCAAGGCUGUUGAGAUUGAAAAUGAAGAUUUAGUUGAAGCAAGGAAAUGGUUACAAGCUAAUGCACCAAUUAUAGUACGGAAAUGA
This is a messenger RNA of Entrophospora candida, 1719 nucleotides long. Lineage: Eukaryota; Fungi; Glomeromycota; Glomeromycetes; Entrophosporales; Entrophosporaceae. The record is from the annotation of a GenBank genome assembly.